Ruditapes philippinarum (Manila clam) is the source of this 2224-nucleotide messenger RNA. RefSeq lists its product as uncharacterized. The transcript is spliced from 6 exons. Bases 536 to 2224 code for a protein of 562 amino acids. The record is from RefSeq and is a predicted model, not a curated record. NCBI's taxonomy places the organism in Eukaryota, Metazoa, Mollusca, Bivalvia, Venerida, Veneridae. Gene Ontology annotation, cellular component: cytoplasm; nucleus; spindle microtubule. Gene Ontology annotation, biological process: regulation of cell cycle.
AUCACGCAUGUUGAACGAAACUUGGUUUGUAAAACCACUUAAGGAUUGUCAGAAGGAGUGUUUGAUGCAUGUUUUGAGUAAAAUUAUGUAAUGGCUAUUUUGCCUACAGGGUAUGGAAAAAGUUUAAUUUUUCAACUGGCCUCAUUUGCGUUUUGUUCUAUCACUUCCGUAUUCAAGCCGCCAUGUAAAAAGUAGUGCGUUUCCAUCAUGCUUAGAGUGGUUUCACACAGGUCAAAAUAACCUUUCAUAUUGCGAUAAUACCUUUCAAUUUUAUAGUUCAAAUAACUCAUGCGGUACAAGGAUUUUUUUGUAUCUUAUUUUAUCUGUAAUGUUAGAUUUUAUAAAAGAGUUUAAACACUAUACACAUGAGCAAUAAUACAUAAAAACCCGCAACUUUUUGUACCGGGAAGUUAAAAUGAGUGUUUAUGGGUUUUUUUUCCCAAUGACCUGCGGUACUUAAGUAAAUAUUAAAUCUUAUUAUCAUGCAGUAUCAUUAAGUAUUGAGAAUUUCUUACGGAAUGUUUCAAUAUAAAAAAUGUUAGAAAAACAAUCUCCAUUGGAAGUUAUAAAGGUUGAACAAAAUGGUGUUACGUUUUUCGAAUUGCCAGGAAAUAAAAAGUUGCAGCGUACAUUGAAUAAUCGGCGAUAUGCUCAGCAAAAAGGAGUUUUUAGUCACGAUCAUAUUUUAACAACUUUAAAAAAACAUCGGGGACUAAUUAUAGUGAACAGAAACAUAGUACUAAGUCCCGACGACGAACUUUAUAUUUUACUUAUCAAUAAGCUUCACGGACGAAACAUACCAGCAUAUUUUCUUGACAAACAGAGCGAAGUAUUAGAUGUUAUUAAAGUCAUUCAAGAUAUUUAUCAAAAUAGUUUAGAAGCGGAUACAAAGGACUCACAUAUUAAGGAAACGACUUUCAACCAAAAAUCAAACUGCAAGGCCGUACCUGCAAGACAAAGUCAUUCCACUAGUGUUGUGGACGUGUUUGAAAUGUCAGCGUACCCACUUGAUAACGCUGAUUAUUCCAAACCACUGUACCCAUCCAGCGAAAGAAGCAAUGUCGUCAAAGAAAGUAAGCCAAUACAGGCGACAGACAGCGGGAUAGACUCUGUAGACAGCUCUCUUUUAGCGACAAAUUUUACGCCACAAAAUAGACUAGGUCUUGCUUCACGCUUUCAAAGUACGGAUUCGAUAACAUAUGGUGGACCGUCCUCAGGCAAUCCUAGUUUAGCUGUGUCUACAGAUGGGUAUUUAUCUAGUCUGUACAGGCCCGGGAGAGAAAAUAUACAUUUCAAUGCUACUUCACGAGUAGAUGAUACUACAUACAUACCUAAACAACCGAAGUACCCCGACUAUGUGUUACAGGCCACAAGAUCUUCAAGUUUUCAGUCUCAAAAAUGGGAAGUAAGCUGCAAACCGGAAAUAAGAACCCUUGUAGCGUUCGGGUUCUUUUACACAGGAACUGGCGAUCUAGUAAGAUGCUAUCAAUGUGGUAUCGGUCUUAAAGACUGGGUCAGAGACGAUGACGUUUUGGCAGAACAUAUCAAAUAUUCGUCCGCGUGUGACUUUCUCCGCCAGAAGCUUGGACAAUCUGAAGUUGAGCGCCUAAAGAACGCAUUGACUUCUGACGAAGAUAACCAAAGUGACCAACCUACAUGUAGCACGUAUCAGAUCCGCUCACCUAGGUAUCAAACUAUGGAAGCCAGGCUUGCUUCUUUUGAAUCUUUUCCAAGCAUCGGAAUCAAUCACCAAACCCUGGCUGUUGCGGGAUUGUUUUUCACGGGCAACGGGGACCUUUGUCGCUGUUUUGCAUGUGACGGUGGACUCAAAGACUGGAGUAAUGGUGAUGACCCGAUACAGGAACAUGCUACAUACUUCCCCACAUGUCCGUAUAUCAAUCAACUUAAAGGAGCAGACUAUGUUAAAACGAUGCAAGAGAGAAGAGCACCUAGUGUUCCAACGGUGUCGUCAGGACAAGUGUCGAGAACUCAAGAGAAAAACCAAAUCGCAAAACCAAAGGUAAAUCAACAUCAUGCUUGCAGUCAAGGGUCACCCAAUGAUGUAACAUCUCAAAUAACUCAUGCGUUUGCUGGAUUGUCAUCUGCAAAUACAAGUAAGUGCCAAUUAUUGGACAUAUUUAAAAAGGUGUUCAUAUGUUUCCCCGUAUAUGUGACAGUGGAACUUUUCAGAUUAUCAUAUGAAUUUAAUGCAAAAACAACGUAG